UCAAAAAAAAAAUUAACACCUAAAAACACAAUUCUUUCAAACACCCAAAUCAGUGAGUGAGCAUUAUUCAUUAAUCUAAAUUGGGUUGUUUGAUUUUACACUGAAUUAAAUUGGGUAAUCUUCAGUUUUUCAAAUCGGUGUCAGCAAUUAAAGAAAAAAAUGGAAGCAGAGGUGGUGAAAUCAGAGCUAGUUUUACCAUCUUACUACAGUUUCAAGAAGGUACAAAUGUAUGACAAGUACCCUAAAGGCCAACCUAAAGGUCGUUGGAAGCACCUCAAGCAGAUUCUUCAGGCUGAGAAUUUUCAAAAUUACCCUCCUGAUGAACCCAAUUAUAUUAAUAUUGAGUCCCCUCCUUCAAUGCAUCCCUGCAAGAGAAUCUGUGAUAUAACUGGAUUUGAGGCACCUUACUCUGACCCGAGAACUAGGCUCCGUUAUGCUAAUACUGAUGUCUUCAAGCUUGUUAGAUCACUUCCAAAUGAGUAUGUACAGAGGUAUCUUGCACUGAGAAAUGCAGCAGUUGUUCUGAAGUGAAGCGAAGCAUUCGGGAGCAAGAAAAGAUUUUCUACGUAUGUUUAUUAUUAUUAUAUUUAGCAUACAAGUGAAGAAAUAUGAGACUAGGUUUUGUAGAAAAUGAACUUGUUGAACUUGUUGCGUGUUCCUCUUGAUGAUUUCGAUUGGGUUCUUGGCUGUUGAUUUUAUAGGAAAUCUACAGUCCUUGUAUUGUAUGUAAGUGGACAUGUUUAUAAUGAAUUAUCGAUCUUAAAGAUUAGGGUAAUUAGAUCACUGAACUUUUAUUUA
Messenger RNA from Mercurialis annua (annual mercury), 798 nucleotides. RefSeq names its product protein EIN6 ENHANCER. The transcript is spliced from 3 exons. Gene Ontology annotation, biological process: chromatin remodeling. Gene Ontology annotation, cellular component: Ino80 complex. The coding region runs from base 160 to 531 and encodes 123 amino acids. NCBI's taxonomy places the organism in Eukaryota, Viridiplantae, Streptophyta, Magnoliopsida, Malpighiales, Euphorbiaceae. The record is from RefSeq and is a predicted model, not a curated record.